Molecule: messenger RNA, 4349 nt
Organism: Monopterus albus (swamp eel)
Lineage: Eukaryota; Metazoa; Chordata; Actinopteri; Synbranchiformes; Synbranchidae
Gene: ndrg4
Product: NDRG family member 4
Exons: 19
Coding region: 151-1554 (467 amino acids)
Source: RefSeq, a predicted model, not a curated record
CUCUUAUUUUGCGUAGUGCACCCACAGACGCACACACUCAGUGACACAUUCAUCCAGCCCCUAGUAGUCCGACGGACACAUUCUCAGACACAGAGACCAACAACAGCUAAGCCAGAUUGUACCGACCGGAGAAACUGACCUACACCACAGAUGGGACCUGGAUUGUUUUGGAACUUCCCACCCAAGGCUGGCUGCACGGUUCCACAGAGCCUCCUGCAGACCAUGUUGCUGUCCAGGAUGGCGGGGAUGAAGGAGCAGCAGUUCACAGAGGAGAAGCCCCUGCUGCCAGAGCAGAGAGGAGUAGAAUCAGACAUGCAGGAUAAAGGAGAGGAGGCAUCGGGGGGGCUCCCCUGCCCUGCCAGCCCAACGCCCCUUAACAACCCCCCUCCCCCCAGCCGCCCCACUCACCGCUGGCAUGUCAUCGCACGGCACUGGCUCCGCCAGACCCGCCGUCGGACCAGCGGGGUCCUCCCGCAGGAAAGCUGUGAACAGCUGAUGCCGCCAGGGGAUUGGAAGGAACAUGAUGUUGAGACCCCUCAUGGGAUGCUGCAUGUGGUAAUCCGUGGGGCACCUAAAGGAAACAAGCCUGCUAUCCUCACCUACCAUGAUGUGGGAUUGAACCACAAGCUGUGCUUCAACACUUUCUUUAGUAAUGGCGAUAUGCAGGAGAUCACCAAGCACUUUGUGGUUUGCCAUGUCGAUGCCCCAGGACAGCAUAAUGGAGCUGCACAGUUGCCCCAGGGGUACCAGUACCCCACUAUGGACCAGCUGGCUGGGAUGCUGCCCACUGUGGUGCAGCAGUUCGGAUUCAAGAGCAUUGUUGGGAUUGGAGUUGGAGCUGGAGCAUACAUUCUGGCCAAGUUUGCUCUAAUCUUCCCUGAUCUGGUGGAGGGUUUGGUUCUGCUCAACAUCGACCCCAAUGGCAAAGGGUGGAUUGACUGGGCUGCCAGUAAGCUGUCAGGCCUGACCAGCACUCUGCCAGAUACUGUGCUGCCACAUCUUUUCAGCCAGGAGGAACUGGUAAACAACACAGAGUUAGUGCAGAGCUACAGGCAACAGAUUGGCAGCAACAUCAACCAGUUCAACCUGCAGCUCUUCUGGAACAUGUACAACAGUCGGAGGGAUCUGGAGAUGAACCGCAGUGGGACAGUGCUCAAUGCCAAGACCCUGAAAUGUCCUGUGAUGCUGGUUGUAGGAGACAACGCCCCUGCUGAGGAAGGAGUGGUUGAGUGCAACUCCAAAUUGGAUCCAACCAACACCACCUUCCUAAAGAUGGCUGACUCCGGUGGACUUCCCCAGCUCACACAGCCUGGCAAGCUGACCGAAGCCUUCAAGUAUUUCCUGCAGGGAAUGGGCUACAUCGCUUAUGUGAAGGAUCGGAGGUUGAGUGGAGGGCCAGUGCCCUCCGCCAGUAUGACCCGCCUGGCUCGCUCCAGGACGGCUUCCCUGACCAGUGCCAGUUCCACAGAGGGCUCUCGUUCUCGGGCCUGCACGCACUCCGAUAGCACCGAGGGAGUUGGCACGGUCACCCACACCAUGGAGGUGUCCUGCUGAGGAGCCACAGAAAGAAGGAGUGUGGGGGUAGGGGGACAGAGAGAAAAAGCAAGAGACAGGAAGGGAUUAUAGCAAAGAUGAGAUGGGAGGGGAAUGGUAUAUGGAAAAAGUAGAUGUGAGAAGAUGUGAGAGAAGUAGUCGAGCAUGAUAGAGGGAAGAACGUGAGCGCAACAGAAGGAAAGUACAUAAAUGAGGUGAAGACGGCUCUCUCUGUCUUCAGCUAUCUCCUCCAUAACCCCUUGUCUGCCAUCUUCUUCGCUCCACUGUAAAAAAAAACAUAUGUAUUACUAAAAAAACCGAACCACACCUUUUAAAUAUUCACCUAAACUCCACACCCUUUCCCUAGCUCUUAAAGAAUUAGCAAACUGUUUCUGGUCUUGAAGUGUCAUUUAUGUGUUUGCUAAGUGUACUCCCCCCACCCCCUCACAACAGUCUAUCAAACCCUGUUCCUGUUAAUAAUGUGAUAUCCAAAGGGAAAAGAGGGGAUAAAAACUUUAGGGGGUGCCAUAAAGAAAAAGUGUUAUGCGUCAGUAUUUUGCAAGCAAGUUAUGCUUUUGUCAUUGUGUGAGUAUCUCUCUCUGUGUUCUUUGUAUAGGAGUGAUUCUUUCUCUCCAUCAGUGACAGGGGAGCAUUAGAGGGUGUGUGUGUGUGUGUGUGUGUGUGUGUGUGUGUGUGUUCAGAAUUUGACAGACAGCAGAACACAGCCCAUUGUGGCCCAGUGCACCUGUUGUGAUUAGAGAGAAUUCCUUAGCUUUUAUAUUCUGUGAGCAUAGCUAGAGUAAACCAUGCUGAAUUAGAGCUGCACUUGGCAAGAUUUUAUAUCAGACAUGUAAACUAAUUUUUUAGAGUGUGAGAGAGGGGUAUCAUCAUCAUUCAUGUUAUCAGGUGUUUAGGUGUCAGUACUGUUGGAAUGCUGCUAGGAAUAGCUGUACUACUGAGGUGAGCUUGUUUAUUUUUUAGUAAAAGUAUUAAAAAUCCAGCUUUAUGAAAAGCCAAACCUUGUAAUAAUAAGUUGAUUCUGUUAAGUAUAAUCACAGAUCAUUAUAAGGUGUAGUAUCUGAGACACAAUAUGAGGCUAAACUCUUAUCAUCUCCUGCUAGAAAACUAAACCCAGGCACCAGUCACGGGUGCAUUGAAACCUAGUUACUAGACCACCACGGAGCUUAGCUGACAUAAAUGUGCAGCCUAGUACAUUUUUAUUGCCUUUUUUAUCAUAAUGUGUGCAUGUAUGGUGAAAGUAUAUCCAAACUUGUGUUUUAAUAAUCUUGAUUUCUGAGCAACUUGACAAUCUGUAAUCUAUUGCUUUAUAUCAAAUGUACAUCAAAUGAAUAAUGGAAAUAUCCAGUUUAAUAUAACUAGUGUCGCAGCAAAGUAACUAUGAAGCAUUGAUCAGCAUGUAGAAACUUUCCAGACUUUAAUCUCUCACCUAUAAUCACUUUCUAUGAAAUCAAGGGAGCAUGAAAUUGUCGAUAUCAAAGUAUUUAACUGCUCAAAGUGACUGUGAAAACUUACCUGCUGAAUAGAUUCAUGAAUAAUUUAUGUUGUGUGUAAACUUAGGAAUAGUGUCAUGCCUAAUAGAAGAAUAUUAGUGAAUUUGUAUAAGCUUCAAGUUGGGAGCACUACAGAUUCUUAUAGUUUACUAUAAUCUCUUGUUAUGUUUGCUGUAUCACUUCUCUGCCUAGGGAAGGAUGAAUCCAGACUUUAUCCUGAACCACUUACUGUACAGUGUGGUCUAUCCAGAGAAAGCUCUGCUCCAUAAGAUGUGAUGUUGUAUGGAGCAUCACAGACAGGCCAGGAUGGUGAACAUGGCCAGUUUGCUGAUGCCACAUAUUAGGAUAUUUGGUUACUGAAGUUCAGAUUUUCCCUAAUACUGACAUUUGGAAUCACAUUAGUGCAAUGUUGCAAAGUUACUCCUAUGCACAAUUAUCCACAACCACACACAUAUUCCCAUUUAGACACAUUUUCACACACCUUUACAAAUCAUAGUGGCAUGGGCUGGGUUUUGUAUGGGAACUAAGCCAAAGAAAAGACAUAAAUACACAAACCUAACAUGCAGGUAGAAAUCUUUUGCUGUGUUUAGUAGGUUUUUAUGUGCUAUGUAACCAUAAUCUAAAAGGUAUAGUAUGUGUACAGUAGUAAAGCAUAGUUUUAGACUAGUGAGCUGUGUGCUGUUGUCUGCUAUAAUACUGGACCACUUUGUCAAUGGUAUUCUGAGGUUGGGUCUCCUGAUUUUUGGCUUAGUAAUGUGCUGUGUUCUAGUACCAUGGUCAACCUCUACUGUUUUCAGUUUUACAAAAAACCCUUUGGUCUCCUGUAAGAAGGAGCGUAGCCUCUGAUCGCUGAGGUGUGUGUUAUCCUGAGGCGGCCUGUAAGAGGCGGGGCUUUUUUUGGAGCCAUUUGGGCACCAAGCUCGGAAUGUAGGGCAAUCCCCAGCCACCUUAGAAAAUUACCCCCUCGCCCUCAAAAAUCACAAGGUGCCCCGGCUUUCACAGGCAUACCCAGUUGCACCCUAAAGGGCUAUCAGCUGUCAAGUACAUUUCUCAAGUGUUGGUAGUGUUAUUUGUGUUUCUGAACACCAGGGGAACCCAGAGAACAGACUGAUUAAAAAAAAGCUUUUUCAUGCCAAGAAAAAGAGAUGGGAAUAUUACCAAAACACAGAGAGAGAUUAUGACUGGGAAAAUAGAGAAUGAAUGUUACAGGAAAGAAUGUGAUUUUGUUGAAGCUGGAGAGAUUAUUGUUGAAUUGUUUGAAAUAAGUGUAAAAAAAAAAAAGAACAAUUCUGACAUGUCGAAAGG